CAGCAGUAGGCCAAGAGAUUAACAACCAAGUGUCAAAAGUACAAAACAUUUGCGGAUAAUCGCGACCGACUGACCCCAUUACUGGUUUUGGAGGUGGUUCUGCACUGCAAAAGGGACUUAAGAGCUCUGCUGGUCUGUGCGUCGCUAUGUUGGCUGUGCGCCCGAUGUGGACGCGGGCCAUGUGCCUGCCCGCGCUUAAUGGUUCUGUCGCGCAGAUCCGUUCGAAGGCCACCCUACCGGUGGUGCAGAAGAAUCGACCGGAGAAACUGCCGUACUCACCGUUCGGCACGAAGCAAUCGAACUGGGCCGACUGGACGGUGGCCCGGCUUGACGACGUGCUGAACUGGGCUCGCAAGAACUCGAUGUUUCCGCUGUCGUUCGGGCUGGCGUGUUGCGCCAUCGAGAUGAUGCACUUUGCCGCCCCGCGCUACGAUAUGGAUCGAUUCGGGGUGGUGUUCUUCCCGUCGCCCCGUCACGCUGACGUUAUCAUCGUGGCCGGUACGCUGACCAAUAAGAUGGCACCGGCCCUGCGUAAGGUGUACGACCAGAUGCCAGAACCACGCUGGGUCAUCUCGAUGGGCAGCUGCGCCAACGGAGGUGGCUACUACCAUUAUUCGUACUCGGUUGUACGGGGCUGCGAUCGCAUCAUCCCGGUCGACAUCUACGUGCCCGGCUGUCCACCAACCGCCGAAGCACUGCUGUACGGUGUGCUGCAGCUGCAGAAAAAGGUGAAGCGCAUGAAAACUCUGCAGAUGUGGUACCGCAAGUAGAGCUGCUGCCGGAUGGAACUAAGCACCGGGUCGUCACUAGGUUGGGCGUGCCUGUUGGAGUAUUAUAUCUUUUAGGAUGGUGGAGGACUUUAACUUAACGAGAGGGACAUUCCUCGAUGGAACUUAAUAACACAGGGGCGAGGAGCUGGACAGAGAUAGCAGAGAUGGAGUGCUCAUCAAUUCCCUCUUUGGCUUUUUCUUUUAUAUUGGAGCCAUGUGCGCAUGCGCGUGAUUUCUACCGUACACUUGAUCACGGUGUUAGCUAGCGACCGGUGCAGCGAAUUUUAGCGAUUGGGUCAAGUCAAGUCAAUAAAAAGUCAAGC
Anopheles aquasalis is the source of this 1093-nucleotide messenger RNA. RefSeq names its product NADH-quinone oxidoreductase subunit B. Gene Ontology annotation, biological process: electron transport coupled proton transport; aerobic respiration; mitochondrial respiratory chain complex I assembly. Gene Ontology annotation, cellular component: respiratory chain complex I. Gene Ontology annotation, molecular function: quinone binding; 4 iron, 4 sulfur cluster binding; NADH dehydrogenase (ubiquinone) activity. The record is from RefSeq and is a predicted model, not a curated record. NCBI's taxonomy places the organism in Eukaryota, Metazoa, Arthropoda, Insecta, Diptera, Culicidae.